Molecule: messenger RNA, 5857 nt
Organism: Brassica rapa (field mustard)
Lineage: Eukaryota; Viridiplantae; Streptophyta; Magnoliopsida; Brassicales; Brassicaceae
Product: UDP-glycosyltransferase 91C1
Molecular function (GO): UDP-glucosyltransferase activity
Source: RefSeq, a predicted model, not a curated record
UUAGUUUAAUAAAAAACUUAUUAUUUAUUUAUAUGGACCAACAUAUUUUUCUAAGAAUUCUAAGAAUGAUUGUGGUGAUGACACAUGGCUACAAAAAUAUGUUAUAAUGUUUCUCUUUUAAUAUAUAAGAGAUCAAUAGUAUUGCCCUAAUAUUGCAAUUUUCCAAGUUAUUGUUUUAUUUGUCUUUUUUUUUUUUUUUGUCACUCGUUAUUGUUUCAUUUGUCAACUUGCAGUUUUUCACGAUUCAGUUUUCUUUGUCAACUUACAUUUUUCUUCGUUAUGGGCGGCUUUGUUUUGGCGGUACCAACUUGCAAUUACAAUAAUAUUAAGGGACAUGACAUACAUAUAAACUUAUAUAAGUUUCAAAAGUUAUUCUUUCUCAGUGGAUAAUUAUUGGCAAUGCAGAGACUAGCAAAAAUGGAGAAGAAAGAAGACGAAACUCUUCACGUAGCCAUGUUCCCAUGGCUAGCUAUGGGGCACCUUCUUCCUUUUCUUAAUAUCUCAAAGUUACUUGCUCAAAAGGGUCACAAAGUCUCCUUCAUAUCAACACCAAGAAACAUCGAGAGACUUCCCAAACUACCACCAAAUCUCUCUUCCUCCAUAACCUUCGUCUCUCUUCCUCUCCCUCCUAUUCCCAACUUACCUCCUUCCUCAGAAUCCUCCAUGGACGUACCAUACAUCAACCAACAGUCUCUCAAAUCCGCCUUCGAUCUUCUUCAGCUACCAGUAACAGAGUUUCUCCGAAGAUCCUCUCCGGAUUGGAUCAUAUAUGACUACACUUCUCACUGGCUUCCUCCGGUCGCGACGGAGCUCGGAAUCAAGAAAGCUUUCUUUAGCCUCUUUAACGCGUCAGCUCUCUGUUUCAUGGGACCGCCUUCGUCGCUCAUAGAGGAUGCUAGAACUACGCCGGAUGAUUUCACGGUGGUUCCGCCGUGGAUCCCGUUUGAAUCAGAUGUCGUCUUUCGUUACCAUGAGGUUGCAAGGUACGUUGAGAAGACAGAGGAAGAUGUAACCGGAAUCUCUGAUUCGGUUCGGUUUGGUUACUCGAUUGGUGAGAGCGAUGCUGUUUUCGUACGUAGCUGUCCAGAAUUUGAACCGGAAUGGUUUGUUUUACUAAGAGAUUUGUAUCAAAAACCGGUCUUUCCCACCGGUUUUCUCCCUCCACCGGUUAGUGAAGACCAUGAAGACGAUGGUGAUGCUACAUGGGCUCGUAUAAAGGAGUGGCUUGACAAGCAACGAGUUAACUCAGUAGUGUACGUGUCUUUAGGUACUGAAGCGAGUCUUCCUCGAGAGGAACUCGCUGAGCUGGCUCUUGGGUUGGAGAAGUCAAAAGUGCCUUUUCUUUGGGCUCUAAGGAACGAGCCGACUCGGUCCGAGCCAUUGAUUCCGGACGGGUUCGAGGAAAGAGUCGGGGGACGAGGUAUGGUUCAUGUUGGUUGGGUUCCACAGGUGAAAAUACUGAGUCACGAGUCAGUGGGUGGGUUCUUGACACAUUGUGGUUGGAACUCGGUGGUGGAAGGGUUAGGGUUCGGACGAGUUCCUAUUUUUCUUCCGGUGUUGAAUGAGCAAGGACUGAAUACGAGGUUGCUGCGGGGAAAGGAUAUUGGUGUCGAGAUUCCAAGAAAUGAGAGAGAUGGAAGGUUCUGGUCUGACUCAGUUGCUGACACGGUUAGACUAGCGAUGAUCGAUGAUGCAGGAGAGUUGAAAAGAACAAAGGUCAAGAUGAUGAAAGGUUUGUUUGGAAACAGGGAUGAAAAUAUCCUUUAUGUGGAUGAACUUAUUGAUUAUAUGAAAAGUAAAGGAUCAUCUCAUGUUGGAUGAAAUUAUGUUUGUAUUGCAAGAUUUAUUUGAAUAUUAGCAGCUUUUCAUACUUUCUUGUAUUAUUCAUGAUGUGAGGAAUCCCAUGGAAAAUGUUGCAUGGGCAUUGGGAUCCUCUGGUGGAGUUUGAUUCAGGUCCUUUCCAAUUUGAGUUCUUAUGUCUUAGAUAUUUAGACAUAACUAGAUAUUUGAAAAUUUUCUGUUCGACUACGGGUCGGUUUUUUUGGGUCUGAAAGAUCGACAUGUAACUGAAACAAAUACUAAGUGAAAAAUAUGGAUCUAUAGGCUAGAGUUAUUUAAAAUUGGGUCCACUAAUACUCAAUCAGGUUUAGAGUUUGGUUCGGGUCGGAUCUUCCACAACAAGACUUAAUAGGGUAAAAUAGCAUUAUCUAUACUCCAAUCCGAAUUCUUACCAAAAAAAAAAAUACUCCAAUCCGAACUGGCUUUUUCGAGUCGGUUCUGGCUCGGGUCCUUGGAUCUAGGUAAAAUACCCCUAGAAAAUGUAAUAAUCUAAAAUAAUCCUUGAAGAUUGUCCUUCAAGUUUCCUCUUUAUCGCACCAAGCCCAAAUUUGUCUCACCUUUCUCAACAAUCUUAUUUCUGAAAAUGUCAGAGAUCACAUCAAUCGUUAACAAGUUGUUCUUUUGUCACAGGAUUGUUUUCUACAGAACUAGUUGUUAACUUGUUUGUAUAGUUGGUCAGAAAAAAACUUGGUUGUAUGAUGUUCAAGUCAUCCAAGCCAAAGUCAUCACAUUAUGGCAUUGGGCGAUGACAUGCAAAAAGAAACUCAGUAUAUCUUAAAUUCAUUUCCCUUCGAUUAAUACCAAGUUAGUUUUCUUUCGUCAAGCCGGAAAAAAUAUAAUUGUAUCCAAAAAAUUGCUAUAUUUUUAUAUCAAUUGCAUGUCUAUUAUCCAGUUUGUAAUUGAAAUGAAGAAAAAGAAAUCAAAAUGAAAAAGGUAAUCAAAAUGAGAAACUAUUAAAUCUCUUCCAUACUUUCUAUCAGUGCCGUGCGAAGGUUUUCGGAGGCCCGAGGCGAGUUCAAAAAUAUAUUUUAUAUGAUAUAUAAUACUCAAAAGUUUUGAAUUAUUACAUAAAUGUUUUCUAAAUUUUCUUCACCAAAAUUUUAUAAAAUAAAAAUUUUAAAUCAUGAACAAAAAGUAUAAAUUUGUAAUAUAAAUACAAAGAUAUAAAUUUUUGACUGAAAUGUUGGUAGCUGUCAAAAAUGCAAAUCUUAGCAUUUAAAUUAACUAUAAUAAACUAUAUCUUGAAAAUAUUAUAUUUUCUUUAUCAAAUUCUCAUAAAUAUAUAAAAUAAGUCUAACUCAUAGCAUAUAAAAAAAAAGACCAAUGUGAUCAAAUAUUUACAGUUUUUUAGAAGUAGAAUCUUUAUAGUUUUAUUUAAAAUAUAGCAAAAUUGAUUACAAACAUAGUUACUUUAAACAGAAAUCCAAUUUAAAUUCAAAUAAAAAUAAAAAUCUAACUAAGAGAAUAUGUUAAUUACCAUGUAAAAGUAUUUUUUUGUAAUUUGGGGCCCUAAAAUUUUUACAAAAUUUGGGGGCCCUAGGCGAAUGCCUUUUUCAAAAGCCUGUAAGCACGGCUCUGCUUUCUAUUCUACUUGUUUAUUGUUGUGAUUAAUAAACUGUUUAUUUAUUGGUUGGUCGAUCAAGUACCAAGCUGACAUUUUUAUUAGAGAAAAGAAAAGGAAAUCGUUCUUUAAAAGCUGGCACGAGCUUAUAUGCACUGUAAUGACCAGGUGGCGGUAUUAUACUGGUUGGAACACUGUGAGAGGUCAAAUUUUGUUUUUGUGGGGCUUACUACAGUUGCCACUACCAGUGUGAUAAAGUUAUACGAACACAAAAAUUAUAUAAAAAAAAAUUUCUUAUUAAAUUUAAAAACUUUCUCAAAACUAAAUAUUUUAAUGUGUUUCUUUUGAUGGAACAUCUCUCUAUGAAAACUUUUUAUAUAGAACGAAGCUACAUCUUUUCCUAAGAACGAAACUACAUCUUCUUUUAAUAAUAAUAUAGAAACAUUCAUAAGUUCGAUAUAUUUUUUUUUUCUUUAACUUUCACUUUAAUGAGCUCAGUUAAAUGGAAUUAUCCAAUAUGUGACGCAUCACGAUGCCGGAAGAUGAAUGUACCGACCAAACUGAUAUCAAAUAGAAAAAUUACAUGUUGCACAUGCCCAAUGAAGAAGAAAAGGGUGUCGGUCAGUGACAGGGAGGAUAGAAGAAGGUAUGAUGGUUGAUACGUUUAUUUUUUCAAGAAGAGUCAUCAUAUUCUUUACUUGCUUUUUAUUCUGCCUUGAUCAAUUGUUUUUUUAAUUUUUUUUUGGGGUCUAUGAUUGUGUCCUGCUAGCUGACAAAUUUUUUUAUCAAUUUAUUAUUUCUUUCAACAUAAAGAAAUAUACAGUUUUUUUUUUUUUUUUUUUGCCACUAUUAUUUUAUUUAUGGAUCUUGGCCCAACAAGAUCAAGUCCGACAACACCAAGGCCCAAGAAACGGGCACAAACAUUACACAACGACUUGGGCCGAAAGCCCAAAACGAAAAACCGUUGAGGAAGACGCUUACUCAUCCCACCACGUGUACGACGCCCGGCGACUGAGACACGCGUCAAGGAGAGGCUAAGCCACCUUCCACCGGCGAAGAUGGGAGACUCGACGGAACUCCGCCGUCAAGCAAAGCUUUCCCGAUGAAGAAUGGUUCACGAAGAAGCCAUCUUCACGGUUAAUCAAGUCGCCACCGGAUCUACGAUUCCAGAAAAGACAAAUCGCCUACAAUCGAUCCCACCACCGUCGAUCCUCCUGCUUGAAAAAGCGGUCACCUUUAAUGAUAAGGAAAAGCGCGAAGAUGAAACAGCUCGCGACAUCGACGAGGAGAGGAAGCGAUGAUAUCGAGGCUAAGGAAAGAGAGGCGAUUAGACAAAGGAGAACGGGAAUGGUAGAUCAACGUUACCAGGAGAACCCCGGAGAGAAGCCGUCGCCGCCUUCGAAAAGAAACGCGACACGGAAACAAAAGCCGAAUAGCCCCGUUCGAAGAGAGCGCGAGCCACCGGACGCAAAAGCCGGCUAUACUCGUCGAAUAGACCGCAGUAAACCAGAGACAAAAAUCUUUGAAAGAAAUCGGCGAUGGAGAUCGAGGCUUAAUCUCAUCAUCUUCCUCGUGAAAGAUACGAGAGAGAGAACGAGGAAGAGAGAGAAGCCUCUUAAAGAAAUAUACAGUUUUGGUCGGCGGAUGAAAAUUUAUUCUCAAAAAUAGGAUCAGUGGAAAAUAAAAUCUUUCUGCAAACUAAACUUACAAACCAAACUAAAAAUCUGAACUAAUUUUAUUUAUAAAACCACUAGAAAUGAAAUCGAAAGAAAAGACAUACUAUUGCAACACAAUCGACAAAAUAUAUUGUAAAUAGAGAAUAGACUGAUCGAAGAUGUCGCCGGCUAAUCAUCAAUAACAAGUUUCUAUUUCAAACUUACCUUUCGAUUUUAAAGAAUCCAAACUUCACAUUCAGCAAGACAGAGGCCCAAGAUCUCCCAAAAGCGGUGGAGUCAAAAACAUAGAUCGUUACACACUUAGGAUGAAGCUGGAGCGGAGAUCACAAUCACAUCCGUAAGGUACCGGCAAGGAGCAAACGAUCCAACCCGGGUAACACUAAUCUCACUGAGAGGUGAAGGUGAAAUAUCAAAUCGAGAAAAACCCAAACCAAUCUCUGUAGAUAGGAAAUAAACUAACAUUCAAUGAUCAAAGCCUUUCGAUCUACAAAGAUCUACGAGAUAAAUCAAACCUAUUCAAAAUCAAAUUCUCUGCGCAAAGAAGAACUAAAAUUUGGACACAAGAAACCGAAGAAUAAUAAAAACAUGAAAAAGAGGGAGAGACCUGGCAUCGGGGUUAAGAGCAUCUACAACAAUCUCCUUAUUUUAAAGAAAUGAUCCACUUAAAAUAAAAGAUAGAGGUGUGGUUUUCGAACUGAACCAAAUACGCAAGGAUCUAAACUGAACCUAACCAAAUGGUAUUCGAAUGUCCACCUCUAAUCAAACCUAAAAAAAAAAAAAA